Messenger RNA from Prorocentrum cordatum, 1512 nucleotides. The record is from the annotation of a GenBank genome assembly. Lineage: Eukaryota; Dinophyceae; Prorocentrales; Prorocentraceae.
ACGGGCCUCCCAGGAUGGACAACAGAGCUGAUGGCGACGACGAGCCGAAGGAGGUUUCCAAUGUGGUCAAGCGCAUGACCAUGGCCUCGAGCCCGCAGGGGUGCUUGCCUCCGUGGGAGUCAGAGCGAGUGAAGCGGAGGGUCAAGGAGAGGUGCGCGCGCUGCGAGGAGUGGAAGCGCAAGUUCAGGGAUCAAAAUGUGAGCUACUUUCGAGAGAGCGGCCACCUCCAUCACGCGAUCAAGAGGCUGCUCAAUAGGUGCUCGGACUUCCUGACGGAGAAGCAGUACAGGCAGCUGGAGGCGUCCCUCCAGCUGGACGUCCGCUUCUUCUCCGAGCACAGCGGCGUGGACGCGGACUUCACCGACGAGUCUCCCAGGUUCCAGCGAGGCGACGAGGCGGUUGCCCAGCUGCAGGAGAAGAUUGCCAACCUGGAGCAGGAGAACGAGGCGCUGCAGGGGCACAACGACGAGCUGGAGGCGAGCCUCCGGCUCGCGCACGGCACGGCCCUCUCCCACAGAAGGCCGGCCCACCCAGCCCCCCUGAGAGCCGCCGGGGUCCAUGUGCACUGCCAGACCGGCUCCGAGCACAGCGAAGAGUUCUCGUUCCAGGCGGAUGUGAGCGACGUGGUCAAGAAGGAGCUGGACAAGGUGACGCAGAGCCGGGACAGCCUGGCCAAGGCCCUUCAGGCGGCCCAGGCGGACGUGAAGGCCACGGCUGCCGAUCGGAGCUCGCUGGAGCAGAGGGUGCGGGACCUGGAGCAGCAGCUGGAGCGGAGGUUCAGCGCCGCCAUUCCCGGCGUGCAGCUGCCUCAGGGCGCGCGGCUGCCCCAAGGUGCGAGGGGAGCCUCGCGGGCCCCGAAGGCCCAGAAUCCGGACGGGAGCCCGGCGCACGUCCGCGACGCCUCGCUGGUGGUCGAGGAUGAAUCAGCUGCAGAGGCGGGGAGCCCGGUGGGCGUCCGCGACGCCUCGCCGGUGGCGGGGCGGCGGUUCGUCGAGGAGGUGGCGGAGUCGGACCUGCGCGUGCAGGAGGCGCUGGGCGUCGACCAGGCGACCUCGCCCGUGCACCGGGGGCGCCGGCUCUCGCUUGGCAUCGGGGACGCUGCCGACAGCGACGCCGGGUCCCCGAAGGGGAACUUGGAGACGGCGUCGUUCACGGAGGCCAGCACGCGGCUGUGCGAGGAGCGCAGCGCGGAGGUGCAGACGGAGCCCCGCGAGACCGCGGACUUCGGCAUGCAGGUGGAGGAGUGGGACCUCGCGGGCGGGGCGACGGUGCGCAUCCGGGGGGACGUCUCGCACCAGGCGCAGGAGCUGCAGCUCACGCGCAAGAAGAAGUCCUUUGCAAAGGCCCUGCGCGAGGAGCCCAAGCUCGGCAUCGGCGGCGGCGGCGCAGGCGGCGCAGGCGGUCGGAGUGCACACGCCGGACGUUGCCGAAGAAUCGAAGAUGCCGCGCAGCCAGUGGCCUUCGGCCUGCCCCGCCACCGUGCCUCCGGGCCGUCCUGGGCGCGUCUUGGAG